Messenger RNA from Morus notabilis, 570 nucleotides. Its product is annotated as homeobox-leucine zipper protein HDG11-like. Lineage: Eukaryota; Viridiplantae; Streptophyta; Magnoliopsida; Rosales; Moraceae. Gene Ontology annotation, molecular function: lipid binding. The record is from RefSeq and is a predicted model, not a curated record. The annotation marks the transcript as partial. The transcript is spliced from 3 exons.
AUGGAAAGAGCCCUUAUAGUGGAGACUGCGGCAAGUGCUGUGGAUGAGGUAACCAAGCUUUUGCAGAUAGAUGAGCCUCUCUGGAUCAAGUCCGCCUCUGAGGGCCGGUGCAUUCUUCACCGCGGCAGCUAUGAGAAGAUAUUCCUGACGAGAGCCAAUUUUAAUAUAAGAAGCUUUACCAAUGGUGCUCGUUUCGAGUCUUCCAAGCAUUCCGGGAUCGUCACCAUGAGUGCCAUGCACUUAGUUGACGCGUUUCUAGAUUCGGAUAAAUGGGGAGAUAUCUUUCCCACAAUUGUUACAAAGGAGAAGACAAUUCAAGCACUUGAAAAAGGAGCAUUGGAAAACAGACACGGUUCCUUGCAUAUGAUGUAUGAAAAAAUGCACAUCCUUUCACCUCUUGUUCCAUCACGGGAGUUCUGCUUUCUCCGCCAUUGCCGGCAGAUCGAGCAUGGCACUUGGGUGAUUGCGGAUGUUUCUUAUGAUUUCUCAAAGGAGAGUGUCUUUCCUUCUCGUAGUUGGAGGCUUCCCUCCGGCUGCAUGAUUGAAGAUAUGUCAAAUGGCUCCUCCAAG